AUGGCCUUGAGAUACGCCUCGAAGGUGAACGUUGCUGAACAGCGUCGCCACCAGCGCCUGAAUCUGAUGUCGCAGGCGCCCACACGCGAAACGAUAUCGUCUCUCGAGUUCCUCAAAUGUCUUCGAAGGUUCCGUGCGGACGCGCGGUCGCUACACAGCCCAUAUGAAUCGGCCCCGCUUGAGUGGGCCAGUGUCGCGCAGGCGCCAUCACGAUCGGGAGAAGAACUGCUGCACGGUGGCGCGACUGCAGCUUCUCGUCUGCUGCAGGUGACUGCACAAGGAUUUUCGCCGCUGAACAUCUUCCGUUUCUCGCCCGGGUUUGGUAUCGACGGAUGCCUGGUCGCUGGCGGCACGGUAACGUGUGACGAAUGGGCGCCAUUCGAGCAGUGUGAUCAACCUUGGUUUCGAGAGUACUGGGAUCUCGUGACGAACUGCAGCGACACGAGUGGCACUUGCGCGAACUACAGCAUGCUGGGUGAGCAGGCACCUGGCUGGCUGCCACCCAUGCCCGUCUACUACGGCCUGUACACGGCCACCUACGCCUUCGCUCACGCUUUGGACGCGCUCGUGCGCGAGCAGUGCUUUAACCUGUCAUCAGCAAGCGACCUGGCGUCCUGCGUACGCGGCCCGCUGCUGCUAAAGUACGUACGCAACGUCACCUUCGAGGCGUAUCCAGGCCAUUACAUCCGCUUCGACAGCAACGGCGAUAUCAUUCCAAGGUACCAGGUCUACACGUUUCGGCGUGGCGCCACCGGUCGCUUCGAGCACGUGCCCGUCGGCGUGUGGGAGGACAACACGCUGUCGCUAAACGAAUCGCUAAUACCGUGGGCUCGUGUCGGCUCGGUGCCGGAGUCCGUGUGUAGCAAGCCGUGCCCGCCUCGUCACUACGUCAUACAGCUAGACCCGUCAUGCUGCUGGAAGUGUCAUCCAUGCGGCGAGAACGAGUACCUUCUCGCGAACAGGACCAACUGCGUCGCCUGUCCGCCGCUGCACUGGCCGGAGUCGGGAAACGGUAGCGCCAUCUGCCGCCGGAUACCGCCGCGUUACCCGAGCUGGUCGGACAAGGCCGUCGUCGUCGUGAUGGUGAUCGUGCUGCUCGGCGAGACGCUCACGCUCGUUGUCAUGGCGACGUUCGUGCGGCACCGACGCGCCAAGUUGAUCAAGGCGUGCAGCCGAGAGCUGAGCUUCAUCGCUGGCAUCGGCGUCGUCCUCAGCUUCGGCGUUGCCAUGGUGAUGCUAGCUAAGCCGACGACCACCGUCUGUCUGGCGAAGCAGGUUGCCUUCCCGCUGUGCUUCACCACCAUCUACGCGCCCAUGCUGGUGCGCGCCAACCGCAUCCACAGAAUCUUCACGAAAGCGAAGCACUCAGCUGCCUCGCCGCCCUGCGUCAGCCCUCUAUCACAGGUCAUCAUCACUAUCGGCGUCAUCGCCGUGCAGGUAAUCAGUGACUGA
This is a messenger RNA of Priapulus caudatus, 1452 nucleotides long. RefSeq names its product metabotropic glutamate receptor 2-like. Gene Ontology annotation, cellular component: membrane. Bases 1 to 1452 code for a protein of 483 amino acids. NCBI's taxonomy places the organism in Eukaryota, Metazoa, Priapulida, Priapulimorpha, Priapulimorphida, Priapulidae. Gene Ontology annotation, molecular function: adenylate cyclase inhibiting G protein-coupled glutamate receptor activity. The record is from RefSeq and is a predicted model, not a curated record. Gene Ontology annotation, biological process: regulation of synaptic transmission, glutamatergic; G protein-coupled glutamate receptor signaling pathway. The transcript has 5 exons.